AUGUCGACUUGUACCACCGCGCAGACGACUUCUACUCCCACCCCAUCGUACGCAGAUUUGUGUGCGACUCCUCUUCAACCUGGUGUCGCGAUCACAGUGUCCAUCACCCUCUCCAUCGCGUUCGCCUUGAUCUUCUUCCUUCGCUACAACCAGCGCUUUGGUUGGCCUGCCACCCUAGUCAUCCGCAAGGCGUUCCGGACCCAGUCCACGGCCGUUCUCCCCACCACGGUCCGCUACCCUGACAGGCGUGCUCGGAGCAACACACUCUCCCGCAUCCCACUCUUCAUCGCCAUCCCCUACCCUUCCUCCCAAGGACUGUCGGCGAGCACGGUGGACCUGGAGUUAGCGGGAGAUGUCGCCAGUCCGACCAGCACGGUCGUCGAGCCCUCCUCCUCUGCCGUUACCCUCUCGGACGCAGAUGGCCUCAACACCGCAACGCCCAUCUCUCCCAUCGCAGUCCCCAUCGCCGCCGUUGUGACGCACUGA
This is a messenger RNA of Epithele typhae, 486 nucleotides long. RefSeq lists its product as uncharacterized. Lineage: Eukaryota; Fungi; Basidiomycota; Agaricomycetes; Polyporales; Epitheliaceae. The transcript is spliced from 2 exons. Bases 1 to 486 code for a protein of 161 amino acids. The record is from RefSeq and is a predicted model, not a curated record.